AACACACGUCUUUUAUACUAAAGGAGUACUCGUUUUUGUACAAGGACAGUGAAGAGAACCACGAUGAAUCCGUAUCAAACAAAAGGUGCUUUGGGUGGAAGAGCUAAGCGCAAAUACAAAUGCAAAGGAAGACACUCACAAGUCCAAAUCAAAGAAGAAGUUGAAAUCAAAGAAGAAGUGGAGUCAGGAGAUGGUGUUGAUCUGAUUGCAUACCCACCAUUGUCACCACAAUCACCAGUUGAAGCCGGCGGUACUAUUAAAUCGGUAAGCGAAAGUGAUAGCGAGUAUGUUCCAUACGAUGCUGACUAUGUGAAGGACGAGAUCAAAUCGGAGGAGGAGGAAUGUUUGAAGAAAAAGCAAGAUGCAGCACCGAAGGCAAGCUCAAACGAAGGUGCAAGUGAUGGUCCGAUUGGUGAAGAUUUAUGCGAUGAAAGACCAAAUUCAAGCAACAAUCGUGAACAGCAUGCAAAAGGAAAGAAGCCAAAAGGCGAAAAAUCAAAGGGUUCCAACAAACCAUCGAAUGGUCGAGCCUCCAUUGGACAGAAAAAGCACAAAUGUCAUUUCUGUGAUUAUGUGACAAAAAAGAAAUCACAUCUCACAAUACACAUUCGAACGCAUACGGGCGAAAAACCCUUCGAAUGUGGAGUAUGUGCCAAGGCUUUUAAACAAAAGAGUAAAUUGCAUCGCCAUAAGAAAAUCCACGGUCCAAAACUUUCAUUUCGAUGUUUGAAAUGUGGUCAUCGAUACGAAGAAGAAGUUGAAAAACAAUCACAUGAGGAUGGAUGUAACCCUCGACGAUAUGUAUGCUAUCUCUGUGAAUACAAAUUCUUCCACCGUGGUAAUUUGAAGUAUCACAUGCAAUCGAAGCACACUGGUGAUAAACCAUUUCAAUGUGCUAAUUGUGGAAAGAAAUUCAUUCAGAAAGGUCACCUCAAUAAGCAUUUGGCAAUACAUUCCAAACCACACCCAUACCGCUGCACACAAUGUCAUCGACCAUUUGCAAAGGAAGACGAUAAGGAUCAACAUCAAGUGCAAUGCAAACGUCGUGGAUAUCAAUGCUAUCUUUGUAAAAAGAUCAUGCAAGGUACAACACAGUUAAAACUCCACAUGCGUAACCAUCACACAGGAGAAAAACCGUUUCCAUGCAAAUUGUGCGAUGCGCGUUUUCCACUGAUUGGUGAUGCCAAUCGACAUAUGGAAACUGUUCAUGGUGCGAAAAAAUGAUCAAUUCAUCUAUUGUGACUCAUCAAAUAAAUCCGUAAAGCAAAUUUCAUGAAUUCUAAUUAAUACUUAAC
Molecule: messenger RNA, 1295 nt
Organism: Contarinia nasturtii (swede midge)
Lineage: Eukaryota; Metazoa; Arthropoda; Insecta; Diptera; Cecidomyiidae
Product: zinc finger protein 239-like
Exons: 2
Coding region: 64-1224 (386 amino acids)
Cellular component (GO): nucleus
Source: RefSeq, a predicted model, not a curated record